This is a messenger RNA of Leptosomus discolor (cuckoo roller), 1016 nucleotides long. RefSeq names its product DNA polymerase gamma 2, accessory subunit (gene POLG2). Gene Ontology annotation, biological process: mitochondrial DNA replication. Gene Ontology annotation, cellular component: mitochondrion; cytoplasm. NCBI's taxonomy places the organism in Eukaryota, Metazoa, Chordata, Aves, Leptosomiformes, Leptosomidae. The record is from RefSeq and is a predicted model, not a curated record.
AGGAACUGUAGCCGGGAGCCGGGCGGUCCGUCUCUGGAAGAAGUGCUGGGCAGCGCGGGGAUGCUUCGUGAGAGCCUCCUUCCCGGUGCUUUGGCGCACUAUGUUAGCUGCUUGGAAAUGGUGAACAAAAGGCUGCCUUGUGGCCUCGCUCAAAUUGGAGUAUGCUUUCACUCUGUUCCAGAAAGUGAACACAACAAAAAACUUAUAAGAAUAGGCGAAAGGACCACGUCUUUGCUUGCAUGGUUUAGUUCUCCCCGAACUGCAGGACAGUGGCUCGAUUACUGGUUACGCCAGAGGCUCCAAUGGUGGAGAAAGUUUGCAGUAGGCCCAUCUAACUUCAGUAGCAGUGACUUUCAGGACGAAGACGGAAGAAGAGGGUUUAAGUUACAGUACAGCUUUCCUUGGGGAACAGAAACAAUAGAAACGUUGAAGAACCUUGGUGAUACCGAACUGUUACAGAUGUAUCCAGGGGAUAGUUCAAAAUUACUUGGCCGAGAUGGAAGAAAGAAUGUUAUUCCUCAUGUUCUGUCCAUGAGUGGAAAUCUGGACCGAGGAGUAUUAGCCUAUCUCUUUGAUUCUCUACAGCUAGCUGAGAAUCCAUUAACAAAAAAGAAAAAUUCACAGAGAAAGGUGCUUAAGCUUCAUCCUUGUUUAGCACCUGUUAAAGUGGCCUUGGAUGUCGGAAAAGGCCCCACGACAGAGCUGAGACAGGUUUGCCAAGGAUUGUUCAAUGAACUGUCAGAAAAUAGAAUUUCUGUGUGGCCGGGUUAUCUUGAAACUGUGCAGGUAUCUUUGGAACAGCUUUUUACAAAGUACGAUGAGAUGAGUGUUCUCUUCAUGGUCUUGAUAACUGAUGCCACUCUAGAGAAUGGAGUGGUCCAGCUGAGAAGCAGAGACACCACCAUGAAGGAAAUGAUGCACAUUUCUAGGCUGAAGGACUUUUUAAUUAAGUAUGUAACGUCAGCCAGAAAUGUGUAAACUUAAAUUUGUUGAAUAAAAGGAGUUUCUUAAACACC